CGAGAAGCGGCCAGACAACACAGAGAAAGCGGCGGGACAUGGCGGCGACGUCUCCACCCCAAAAUGAUCCCGGUCCCGCCACCGUCUCCGCCCCCGGUGACCUGGGAACCCCCUCCAUCCUGGAGCUGGAGACGGCGCUGGAGAGCAGCCGGGCGCCGCUGAACCACGUCGAUGAAGUUUGGCCCAAUCUUUACAUCGGAGACCUGCUGGUCGCUCACGAUCACACAUGUGUUGAACGCGGCGCACAACAAGAGCGGCAGCAAAGGCGACACCAUCUUCUACGGCAGGAGGUUCCGGUACCGAGGCUUCGCGGCGGACGACUGCCCGCAGUUUGACAGCCGCUAUUUCUACCCGGCAGCGGAACACAUCGAGGAGACGCUGCGGGAUCCAGAAGACAGAUUACAUUUGGAGAACCGCCCGGGUUGGGCCGCUUGCUGUGACGAGAUGAUGUCCGGCAGGACCCCAAACCCCUACAGGCCAGUGACUGUGGACCCCGACAAUGAUUACACGACACCUGGAGCCUUCGAACUGGAGCGGCUCUUCUGGAAAGGUUCUGUAAAAUUCUCUCACGUCGACGAAGUCUGGCCUGGCAUUUCCAUCGGAGACGAAGUGAUUGCAUUGGACCGCUAUACAGUUGAAAAGAUGGGUUUUACACAUAUCCUCAAUGCAGCUCAUGGUCGAUGGAAUGUGGGCACUGGGGAAGAAUACUACAAGGACAUGCCUGUUGAUUACUACGGUGUGGAGGCUGCAGACCUGCCAAGUUUUAAUUUGGGCCAAUUCUUCUAUCCUGCUGCUCAGUACAUUGACAGAGCACUGAGCACCCCUGGCUCUAAAGUCUUUGUGCACUGUGCAAGAGGCCGGAGCCGAUCUGCCUCCUUGGUGCUGGCGUACCUGAUGAUCUACAAGAACCUGACGGUGGUGGAUGCAGUUGAAGAAGUACUGAAGCAUCGGUGCAUCUUACCAAACCGUGGCUUCCUACAGCAGCUGAGAGCACUUGAUAUCCAGUUGAUAAUGGAGAGAUGUGUGGCAAAGAAUAACAUCAGCAUAAAUGCAGAGGAGAAAGAAAUCUGUUAGCACUGCUUUCACCAUACAGACAAUAGCAUUCUUUUUAUAUGGAAAAGUACAUUGAGCUGUAAAUAUAUUAUCUGAUAAGUAAGAAAGCUUUAAUAAAUGGAGAAGACCCUGGUAUGACCAAUGGCAUGGGUCUGAGAUGC
This is a messenger RNA of Leucoraja erinaceus (little skate), 1214 nucleotides long. Its product is annotated as dual specificity phosphatase 29-like. Gene Ontology annotation, molecular function: protein tyrosine/serine/threonine phosphatase activity; MAP kinase phosphatase activity. Gene Ontology annotation, biological process: negative regulation of MAPK cascade; protein dephosphorylation. The coding region runs from base 172 to 1074 and encodes 300 amino acids. NCBI's taxonomy places the organism in Eukaryota, Metazoa, Chordata, Chondrichthyes, Rajiformes, Rajidae. Gene Ontology annotation, cellular component: cytoplasm. The transcript has 5 exons. The record is from RefSeq and is a predicted model, not a curated record.